Molecule: messenger RNA, 984 nt
Organism: Ailuropoda melanoleuca (giant panda)
Lineage: Eukaryota; Metazoa; Chordata; Mammalia; Carnivora; Ursidae
Product: olfactory receptor-like protein OLF4
Exons: 1
Coding region: 1-984 (327 amino acids)
Biological process (GO): G protein-coupled receptor signaling pathway
Cellular component (GO): membrane
Molecular function (GO): G protein-coupled receptor activity; olfactory receptor activity
Source: RefSeq, a predicted model, not a curated record
AUGGAACUAGAGAAUGAUACACGAAUUUCAGAAUUUCUUCUUCUGGGAUUUUCUGAGGAAUCAGAAUUGCAGCCCUUCCUGUUUGGGCUGUUCCUGUCCAUGUACCUGAUCACUGUGUUUGGAAACCUGCUCCUCAUCCUGGCCGUCAGCUCUGACUUCCAGCUCCACACCCCCAUGUACUUCUUCCUGGCCAACCUGUCCUUUGUAGACAUCUGUUCCACCUCCACCAUCAUCCCCAAGAUGCUGGUGAAUAUACAAACACAGAGAAAAGUCAUAACUUAUGAAAGCUGCAUCAUGCAGAUGUACUUUUUCAUACUUUUCAUAGUUUUGGACAACUUCCUCCUGACUGUGAUGGCCUAUGACCGCUUUGUGGCCAUCUGUCACCCCCUGCAUUACAUGGUCACCAUGAACCUUUGGUUCUGUGGACUGCUGGUUCUGGUGUCCUGGAUCAUGAGUGUCCUGCAUUCCUUGUUACAAACCUUAAUGGUGCUGCGGCUGUCCUUCUGUACAGUCUUGGAAAUCCCCCACUUUUUCUGUGAACUUUGUCANCUGUCCUUCUGUACAGUCUUGGAAAUCCCCCACUUUUUCUGUGAAAUUUGUCAGAUGAUCCAACUUGCCUGUUCUGACACCUUUCUUAAUAACAUGGUGAUGUACUUUGCAGAUAUCCUGCUGGGUGGUGGUGCUGUUGCUGGGAUUCUUUACUCUUACUUUAAGAUAGUUUCCUCCAUACCUGGGAUCUCAUCAGCUCAGGGCAAGUAUAAAUCAUUUUCCAUCUGUGCAUCUCACCUCUCAGUUGUCUCCUUAUUUUUUUGUACCAGCCUAGGAGUGUACCUUAGCUCUGCUGCUCCCCAGAGCUCCCACGCAAGUGCAGUGGCCUCGGUGAUGUACACGGUGGUCACGCCCAUGCUGAACCCCUUCAUCUACAGCCUGAGGAACAGAGACAUAAAGAGGGCUCUGAAAAGAAUCACUGGGGUUCCAAUGUAA